Molecule: messenger RNA, 4020 nt
Organism: Linum trigynum
Lineage: Eukaryota; Viridiplantae; Streptophyta; Magnoliopsida; Malpighiales; Linaceae
Source: the annotation of a GenBank genome assembly
CGUAUGAGUUGGCAACCAGACUAGCUAGUGAGGGAUCCCCGUGUCAGUCAACAGAUUUAAGUCAAGUUUUGAGCUUUAAGAAGGGAGAGUAACUUUAACUCCCGAAUUAUUUUAUGAGUUAAGAUUGUUGAGCGUGGAAGUACAAAAGGACCUCCACUAGUAGAAGUUAAGUGUUUAGAGAAGAAUACUAAAGUAUUAGAUAUUUCAAUCGUAAGGGCGUAGACUGACCCCAACUCACUCACCAGAUUGUAGAGGAGGAUAUCCUAACCAGCCAGUCCGUGACCAGCAAGCUAGAGGAGCUCAACACCACCGUCGAUGAGAGAUGCCGAGCCAUGCGUCAGAGUAAGCAUCGAAGAACUUUCCAAGUUAUUAAGACUUUAUGGUUAAGAGUUAAAAAUUGGAGAUUCAUUUCUUUUGGACAAUUUGAGUUUUUCCCACGUGUUUAGGGCUUCGAUUUGAGAUAUUGAGAUAUUUGAGUUUCGUAUUUUAUUUAAACUUGUGUUAUUUGAGAUUUUUAUUUAUACCCCGGAGUAGAAAUGUCUUUUUUCCAAAUUCAAAGAGGUGGGAUGUUUCAGAUAAUGAAGGAGGCUGUGGCGCUGAUGCGAUAUCAACUAGCACGAUAUAUAAUUCCUGUGGUCCAAAGAUGAAGGUUCGAAUAAGGAGAAAUAAGGAUCAACUGGGAGCAUUCUUGAUGGAAGCAAUGGUGCUCACAUUGAUUAAUAACUCCAAGAGUUUUACGUGUCUUUUAUAAACUAGAGAACGCGUCUAGUUGUGGCGAGCUUCUACCCAAUAGCGAUUGGCCUUAUUCACGAGUGGGUGAUUGUUUGAUUGGUUUCAUAUACCAAUUGACCUUUCACACGAGUUGGAAUCUGUUUGAUCGUGUUUCAUAUCUAUCCUUUAUUUUCAAGUUGUCAAGAAAAGCUUCGAAAAUUCCAUAAAAAGAUGGAAGUCUACUUACUUUGGUUAUAUAAUCCGAGUUCGAGGGUAUCAAGUGGUAUCAUAUAAAGUGGUAUCAAAGCUCGGUUUAAACUCAGCGGCGAUUUGAAGAUUACCUGCUCAAACUCAGCAGCAAAAAAAAGGUGUUUUUUAUGAGCAGUUACUAGAAAAAAAAACUGUGAUUUUCGUUUCUGUAGUUUUGUUUAAGAGAAAAAAAAAUAACGAGAAAAAAGGAGUUCAUUUCGUUUUUUCAGUUUGUACGCUAGAUUAUUAGCAGCAAAAAAAAAAACAUUAAAAAGUGUUGCGGUAUGAAUUGUUUUGCUUUUAUUUUUGGCAUUACGUGAGCUCAAGUUCUACUUUAGGAUUGUUGCGUACGUAGCUAUUAGUGAAUAAAAUAAAAUAAAAAGUUAUUUAGCCACAAAGCUGAACGUGAGCAGAUAAAAAAAAAUUGUGUUUUUGGUUUUUGUGUGUUUAUUAGCUCUUCGCAGUAAGCAUAUAUAAAGAUAUGAUGGAGAUCAAUAGAGAAGGUGAGAAGCUCUACAUUCCAUUGUUUCAUGGGGAAAGGAAUCCAUAAGCCUAUCUUGAUUGGGAGGAGGAGAUGGACGACUUGUUUACAUAUUAUUACUAUGCAGAUUGGAAAAGGGUGCAAAUCGCUUCUAUGACAUUCACUGAUUAUGCUCGUAAAUGGUGGAUUCGAUUGUGUUCAUCUUGGAGGCAUGAUGGCAGUGGAGAAGUAGAUUCAUGGAAAACAUUGAAGCGGAUCAUGAGAAAGAGAUUUGUACAUAUGAUAGAUAUCCUCAAACUACUCUCCAAAGUCGCCACCAAAGUUUCAAGAUUUCUGACGAUUACUCUAGGAGAUCUUUUCCUUCACAAGAGAUCAAGUCAAGCAGGCAAACCACUUAUCAUAAGAAGGAAGAUCCGUCACCUAAAAUAUCUCCAGAGAGCACAUUACGACUUUCAAGUGAUUGGAAAUCUCUUCACGAAGAGAUAAUGGGACGCUUAGCUAGAGUAAAGGAGCUAAUGGAAGAAGAGAAAAAUAAGAAAGAGCAAGAGGCUGCAAGUGCACGAUCCAUUGAUAUUAAUAAGCAUGAUGCUUCUUCAUGCUCAAUCCAUGGCGAGGAAGUUAAGGUAGAAGUUGAAGUUGAAGAAGAGAAAGAUAAGGUUCUUGUUGAUGGACUUGCUAUAGUCACUUGUGAAGAUGAUGCACAAGUUUUGAUUUCAUCUCAAGAAGUAGGGGUGGGCAUACGGUUUGGUAAAACCAAACCUGACCGAACCGAAUAUAAAUCGAACCGAAACCGAAUUAAUGUUAUUCGGUUCGGAAUUCGGAAGAGAAAAGGGCAUAUUUCGGAAACCAGGGUCCUUUCGACCGAACCGAAUUUCCGAAUUCCGAACCGAAAAACCGAAUUAUUAUAAUUGCAAGCUCUAAAUGGUGGAUUUUUAUGUUUCUACUUAUUAUGAGACUUAAAUAUUUGAAUUAUGUUAGUGUUGUAUGACUUAUGUGUUGAAAUGUUUGAUUUUAUCAUUGAUGAUACAUAUUUAUUGUUUACAUUAGGGCGAAAAACAAUUUAAAAAAUAGAAAAUACAAGCUAACCUCACUAUUUCGGUUUUGUAUGAAAAAUCGAACCGAACCGAAUUAUAAUUCGGUUUGAACCGACCGAACCGAAUUAUAAUUCGGUUCGAAUUUGGUUUGAGGUUUGAUAGAAUUUGGGGACCCGGUAUGCAUAAUUUUGGUUUGGUUUGAACCGAACCGACCGAAUGCCCACCCCUAUCAAGAAGAACCAAAAUUUGAAGUAGAAGAGAAAGUUGAAGAAGAGGCAGAAGAGGUGAAAGAAGAUAUUCUUGCUGAUGUGUCAGUGUUGAGUGCACCUGGAGUUGAGCAAUACAUUGAGGAACCAGAUUUUGAUCGAGGAGAUAAGUGCUUGGAAAUUACGGAGGAUUUACCAAUAGUUUCCGAAGUUGCUCAUACUGAUUUUGUGAUUGGUGAUACAAUUUAUGAAGAGGAAGCACGCAUGAAAAAACGACGAGAAUUGCAGAGCUAUGGGGAAGGUGUUCAUCAAAAUGAUGUCUCUACAAUUCAUGGAAGAAUUGUUCUUAUGAAGGGGGGAAUGAUACGAUCAUCACACAGGCAAUUUGGUUCGAAAACUAAGAGGAGUGGCGGUGAUCGGAGAUCAAUAUUUUAUAAAGAUUCGAGGGCGAAUCUUCUUCAAGAGAGAGGGAAUAAUGUGAUAUCAACUAGCACGAUAUGUAAUUCCCGUGGUCCAAAGAUGAAGGUUCGAAUAAGGAGAUAUAAGGAUCAAUUGGGAGCAUUCUUUAUGGAAGCAAUGGUGCUCACAUUGAUUAAUAGUUGCUGCCUAUUCGUUAAAAUUACAACAACUGAUAGCGGUUCACUUCAUCCUAUCAAUUUGGGACGUGCUUAUUCUUGGAAAGAUUAUCAUGGCUACGUGUUUUAUUGAGAGACUUUGCAUGGAUUAAAGUGUUUGGUUGGUGGAAUUUGGAUGUUUACUUUAGACAUUGGAGCAGCUCACGUGAAGGUUAAUUGUGCAUGAAUUAUUAUAUGAGGUUUAUUUGUCCCAAGGAAGGUUAUGAGAAGACUGUCCGUAUCCUCCAAGAAGAAGGGGAAUUAAAGUGGACCGGAAUUGCCAUCCGCAAAGGAGAAGGACGCGCAACUGCAAGAGGCAUAGCGAGUUGAAGUUUAUUUGUUUUAUUUGAUUAUAUUAUGUUUCAUAGUUAGUAUGGAAUUUGUUUUAUGUUUUUGAGACCUCUAUAAAGAGAGGGUGUAAGACCUACGAAUUUUGUACUCAAUAUUCAAGUUAUCAAUUAAGAGUUUUUACUCAUGUUCCUUUGUGAACGUUUGUGCAAGCUUCUGUCGAGAAUCUCCAAGAGUUUCAUGUGUCUCUUAUCAACUAGAGAACGCGUCUAGUUGUGGCGAGCUUCUACCCAAUAGUGAUUGGCAUUAUUUACGAGUGGGUGAUUGUUUGAUUGGUUUCAUAUACCAAUUGGCCUUUCACACGAGUUGGAAUCUGUUUGAUCGUGUUCCAUAUCUAUCCUUUAUUUUCAAGUUGUCAAGAAAAGCUUCAAAAAUUC